UGCUACUAAGUCUGGACGCCUCACGGUGCGAUUUCCGUCACCCGGAAAUUAUGACGUGCGUUCAUUAAGCGAGUCGUGGAGAGGCUUGCAAGUGUGGAGUGUCUUCAUCAUACCGUUUAUUAAACGUCAGUACUGAAAACACUGCCUUUUCAUUGUCUACUGCCGCUUCAAAUGAGCCUGUCAUCCACACACCUUCUUCAGAGAGUAGGGAGGAAAACACGCAUGGGUGUUCCGUCCCACGCGGCGCUGCACGCCGCGGGAGGACGGGCGGGUUGGGCGAACUCCAGGAGGCACUCAGUACCAGACGGGUGGGCAAGCAGGUGGCCGCGUCCUGCCGCCUCCAUCGCCCAGCCGACCAAGCAACAAGUGCGCCCUAGUCGAGAUAACUCUGUGGUGUUCGUACCUGAUUUCACUUUCCAGUUUGUGUCUUCUUUCAUAAUGUAAGGAAAUGUUCUCGGCUUUUCCUCUCGUUGUAAACAGAGGUAAGGAAAACUGCCGCGGAACGUAGGUGAUGACUUCCGUGUCCUUAUAACACUUUGAAGAUCAGAACUGUUGCUCCCUCGGCCUCAUUCGUGCAAGUGACUCCUGGCCAGACAUGCUCCCCUCGCACCUCCUCGCCGGCUGACGUGCGUGGUGGGUGUCACCGGCUGAUCAUCGCGGAACACUGCGGGGUCCAGUGUGAUGGCGGGGCCUGGAGCGGCACCUCACCUGCCCCCCGCCACCUUCAGCACAGCCCAACAGUCAUUUAUGUCGAUCUCGCCAACCAUUCUGCCGGCUGAGUCGACCUUCUCCGCCAUCACCACCUCUGCCCCUUCAAGAGCCACAACUGCCACCACCUCCGCCACCACCUCGAGGACGACAAUCUUCCCAGACAAGAUGGGAGUAUUAGGUGCUCAGAGCAAGUUGCAAAACGAUUACAAUGAAGGGCAAGCAUCGUCAUCCCUUCCACGCCUGCAGCCAGACCACGCCUACCCAGAGGUGAUAGUGUCUGCGGGAGUUCCUUCCUACCACGAGCCGCGGGAGUCCUACACAUAUCGUGCACGUGCCCGGGAGCCAGUGAGCCGCGGCGAUGACCAGAGCUUCCACCGCGUGCCCUCGCCUCCUACCAUCACUGUGGGCUCCGUCACUGUGCGGGUCGAGGAGAUCUGCCUCGUGCUGGUGGUGUUGAUGCUGUGGGCUGGAGCCAUCACCCUCUUCAUCAACAGGUGGGGUAAGCUGCGCAUGUUGGAACCGUACCAGCCAGCCUACACGGCGCCUGUUGUGCCGCCCCGCCCCCCACCCCCGCCCCUGGGGCCCUGCAUCAAUAUUCAGAGCACGUCAGACUUAACUCUGACAGAAGGUGGUGCCCUUGGGAGCAGGUAUGAUCUGGCAGGCUCAGAGCUUUAUGGACGAGGCUCCCUGGCCAGCGGCUACCUAGGGAUGGCUCGUUCGCCUUCCUGCCUCAGCGUGAGAACCCUCAACCCCCAGCGGAAGGUUAAGAGUGCUGUAGACCUCGUCUCUUUGGUCAUGCAAGAAAAGAUGUCCUCCAACCUAAACUUCGGCGCCACCAAUGUUUAGGCAACCUUAACUCGAACUGUUAAUCUGGUUGUUUCUAUAGGUAUAUUGUCUCAACUUUAUCCACACGCUCCCUUACUUUGAUAGCAUAGCACAUAACCCUGUACUGUAGGGUGACAAAAUUAAUUUACUAAUCAGGCUGCAUCAGCAACCAACUAAUGGCUCCAAAAAUACAAGAAAGACACGGACACAGCAACGUUAGCUACAGGGAAAAACAGGCAACGGUGACUGAUGUGGUAAAGGAACGCUUCCAACGGAUGAAAUGUUUUAGGCUGAGAAGUAUUACGACCAAACAAUUUAUAAACAUGCACCAUGACAAUGUAACACCUUUAGGAGGGGUGGACAGCGUGAGGCCAAGGGGAGAAACAGGCUGACGAGGGAGAGUGUAGAAUGGAAAAAGGGUAAGAAAUGGAAAGCAGACAAAAAGCUCCACCUUGUUUGUAGAUUGUGAUACUGGACCUAAUAAAACAAUUGCGAUACUGGACCUAAUAAAACAAUUGCGAUACUGGACCUAAUAAAACAAUUGCGAUACUGGACCUAAUAAAACAAUUGCGAUACUGGACCUAAUAAAACAAUUGCGAUACUGGACCUAAUAAAAC
Messenger RNA from Eriocheir sinensis (Chinese mitten crab), 2153 nucleotides. RefSeq lists its product as uncharacterized. The transcript has 4 exons. NCBI's taxonomy places the organism in Eukaryota, Metazoa, Arthropoda, Malacostraca, Decapoda, Varunidae. The record is from RefSeq and is a predicted model, not a curated record. Bases 682 to 1557 code for a protein of 291 amino acids.